Messenger RNA from Acanthisitta chloris (rifleman), 1491 nucleotides. It is a transcript of the gene BEAN1, whose product is annotated as brain expressed, associated with NEDD4, 1. The annotation marks the transcript as partial. Gene Ontology annotation, cellular component: cytoplasm. The transcript has a single exon. The record is from RefSeq and is a predicted model, not a curated record. NCBI's taxonomy places the organism in Eukaryota, Metazoa, Chordata, Aves, Passeriformes, Acanthisittidae.
ACAUUCACUGGCAAUUUUGUCUACUACAUUCAGUCUGUGCUCCCAGAUGACAUCGUAAAAGCAGUGCUGGGGAAAAUAGGUUACGUUGCAACCACAGCCACAGAGUUUUCACUUGUCAAAAAGAGAAACAAUGAGGAAACAAAGCAGACUGCGUUUGAAAUAUUCCUGGCAAGGAUCGAGUGUGAAACCAUCCUCGAAAUGACAAAUGAAGAGAAACAGGGCAAUUUGGAGCAGACCCUGCAGAAGGGAGCACAAGUGCAUUUGCGUCAAGGAGCCGAGGACACAGAUGAGAUGUCCCAGAGAGGAGACACUGAAAAUCCAGAAAAUGAAGACAGUGAGACAUCUUUGUGCCUUACUACCCAGCAGAAAUCUUCAACUCCCCACCCUGUAUCCUUUGAAGCUGCUGGAAACCUGCAGAUCAGAGGUGAUGUGGCUCAGUUAGCAGCUGCUCAGUCCACUGACAGCCUUCAGGAGCAUCAAAGGCAACUCAUUAACACUGCACAUUUCCCAGGCAAGUGCUCAGACAGUGAGGAAUUCUUGAUCAAAUAUAGUGACAUUGUCAUAAGACAAACACCUAUUUUCAGUGAGAAUCUUCCUCCAAAAGCUUUUGAAAAAGAGCCAAGAGCCAGUCUGAGUGCAGAAUGUGUUUUGGCAGUCACUGCAGAGCCAACUGCAAAUGAGUUGCGGCCUGUGCCGCUCUCCCCAGGAGCCAGUGGCCCUCCAGCCUUUGCAAUAUUUGCUGACAGCUCUGGUGACAGCAAAACCACUUUGGAGUACAAAACUCCAGAAGUCCCUCAAGAAUCAAUUGAAGCAGAAAUUAACGAUGCCAUGAACUGCAUAGACCCAGAGCCUGCAGAUGAACCCAAUGAGCUGAAGUCUCUGCCCUACGAGGACUUAGCCUCUGCCCAAGACUGCAGUGUCUCCAGGGAAGAGGAAGUUUGUGACCUGUCUUUAACCUUCACAAAGCUACAAAUCAAGGACACCGAGGAAGAUCUUAUGUAUCCAGUGGAGGAAACUGGCCAACCUAUGUCCGUGGCAUAUGCAGGUACAAGUGAGAGGCAGGUAAGAGAAUUUAAUCCCUCCAAAAUAAAACAUACAUAUCUGACUGAUGCUGAGCUGCAGCACAGAGCAGCUGCACAUAUUGAGCCAUCCUCAGAUUUGUGCUGUACUAGUGAGAACACAGAGGAUUCCACUGCUGGUUCUGAUAGCAGGAGACUAUACAUGGAUACUGCUAGAGCUUCUGAGUGCUUCCGACACAUCCGAGAGCCUCCUCACCUCACCUACAUCCCCCCGCAAAGCACUGAUGUCCAGGCUUCACACGUGAGAAGGACCAGCACACAGAGCAGAAGGACCCUCUUGCAGCCUGAAUGUGACUCUGCUGAAUCCAGGGAAGUAAUCCUGGAGAACUGUAGUUUCAAAGUAAAUGAAAACCAGGAGCCUUAUGUCAUUAUUGACAAAACUGACCAAGGAAUGUUAUGCCACCACACUUGA